Messenger RNA from Tetrahymena thermophila SB210, 882 nucleotides. RefSeq names its product NRDE protein. The record is from RefSeq and is a predicted model, not a curated record. The transcript is spliced from 2 exons. NCBI's taxonomy places the organism in Eukaryota, Ciliophora, Oligohymenophorea, Hymenostomatida, Tetrahymenidae.
AUGUGCAUUACUUUUUUUUACAUUCCUAAAAAUUAAAAUGAGAAGUUCAUUCUCAGCUUCAAUAGAGACGAAGGCAUGAAGAAAAAAACAUCAAUUUUAAACUAUUUCGAAGAAGACACUAACAUUCUUGCUGGUAGAGAUCUGGAAGGAAAAGGUACAUGGUGUGGAAUUAAUAAAUCAACAGGAAUAGUGGCAUUUUUAACAAAUUAUGAUACUUAAAAUUAUCAUGAUAUUUCUGAUAUUAAAUAUGGCAGAGGAAAUCUCACUUACAGAUUCUUAAAAUCUGAAUUUGGAAGUUGCUCUCAUGAGACUAUAAAUUAAAAGAUAUACGAGGGAAUGAAUACAAUUCUAAAAGAAUUAAACUAAUAUAAUGCAUUUAAUUUGGUUAUUGGCAGCCUUGUUACAAAUACUUUUUACUAUAUUUGCAAUCCUUACAACUAAAAAUUAAAUAUUACUCCUAAACCUCAGUUAUUGGAAUAAGGAAAAGCAUAUGGCCUUACAAAUACAGAUAUCCACACACUUUGGCCUAAAACUGAAUAUGGUUUAAAAAUAUUUAACGAAAUUCUCUUGAAAUAUUAAAAUAACUCAGAGAAUGUAAAUAACAUUGAACAAAAUCAUUAUGUGUAAGAUUAAUCAAUAAUUGAAGAUCUGUAAAAGUUAAUGUUUGAUUAAACUAUUUUCAACGAAGACCCAGAAUCAGAAUCUCCUAUUUUGGUUAAGCAAUACUUUAGUAAAUAUUGCAAAAAAGAGAGAGGAACUGUAAGUUCUUGCUAUAUAGUUAUAGAUAGUAAACUUAAGGGAAUUUACUAAGAAUUAUACAUGGUAAAAGAAGAUUUUACAUAAUUAAUUGCUGAUCCCAUUAAGACUGUCUUUUAUCUUUGA